AUGGAAAUUACCCUAUCGACGGCUAGGUUAUUUCGCGCGUCUGACCCUCAUAAAGCCCACCUCGACCCCUCCUUGGGGGCAGAAGACGACUCUGCUGAGCUGUGCGAGGAAGAGAGUGAGACAGACAGGACAGAACAGGACAGCGAGUUGCUAGACUUGCCCCACAGAUCGAGAUCUUACAUGAACGACAACGACGACGACGAUAGGUCAUUUAUAAAUUAG
Messenger RNA from Colletotrichum siamense, 222 nucleotides. RefSeq lists its product as uncharacterized. The record is from RefSeq and is a predicted model, not a curated record. The transcript is spliced from 3 exons. The coding region runs from base 1 to 222 and encodes 73 amino acids. Lineage: Eukaryota; Fungi; Ascomycota; Sordariomycetes; Glomerellales; Glomerellaceae.